Molecule: messenger RNA, 3679 nt
Organism: Cloeon dipterum
Lineage: Eukaryota; Metazoa; Arthropoda; Insecta; Ephemeroptera; Baetidae
Product: integrin alpha-4-like
Exons: 22
Coding region: 20-3223 (1067 amino acids)
Biological process (GO): cell-cell adhesion; integrin-mediated signaling pathway; cell-matrix adhesion
Cellular component (GO): integrin complex; external side of plasma membrane
Molecular function (GO): integrin binding
Source: RefSeq, a predicted model, not a curated record
AGUGGCAGUCCUUUUCAAAAUGUGGCUCAGGCUUAAACAGCUAGCUUGCGUAGUCGCAUUGAUCCUCUUCACUGGGGUUGCGAGUUUUAAUCUUGACUUGGAACACACACUAAUCUACCAAUCUGAAAAUAAUGACGAUUACUUUGGAUUUAGUAUUGGUUUGCACGCCGGAAAUACAGCACAAGACGGCAAAACCUGGCUGAUUGCAGGCGCGCCGAAAGCGAACGACACCUCCUUGCCAAAUUCAACAGCACCCGGAGCAGUUUUUAUAUGCAACUUCAAGGAACAGUGCACGAAACUGAAAGUAACAGGAACAAUGGAAGAAAUAGCCAAUAAAUUUGACAGCAUAAACGAACGAUCCUUUAACGAACAAACAGAAGCCUUUAAAAAAGUGCAAGAAUGCCUUGUCAACGGUGAUUGCAAAGAUGUAGAGAAUGCACCAAAUGAUAAUAGUAAUAAGCCACGGAGUUACAGUUUCAUCUACAAUGAUUCCAUGAUUGGAAGCACAAUAGACGUAUCCGGCAAAUAUUUUCUCAUUUGCAGCCCUCGAGUGAAAGUUUUCUACAAGUCCAUGCCGAAGUACCAUCGAAUGUAUGGUUUCUGUCACUUGGGGAGAACAAACAACAUCAAUAAGACAAUCAAAACGAUUGUUCCAUUUUUUUCACUAAGAAAUUCUGGCGAGUUUGUCAACGUUCUAAGUAGCAACAACAAAGUUCUUUUUAAAAAUGUAUGGGGUCAAGCUGGAUUUUCUGGAACCUUGAGGAAGCGUGGUGGAGGCAUUUUACUCGGAGCUCCCGGAGCCGAUACUUUUGACGAAAACACACUUGGGAAAGUUGUUGCUUACGAAACAUCACCAGCAAAUAAUAAAAGUGUGCCUACCACACUUUUCAACUAUAGGGUGGAAUCCAAGCAAUGGUCGGAUCCGAACACCACUAACUUAGGUUACUCCGUUACAACAGGGAAUUAUUUCACACAAAAAUCACUAUUUUACGUGUCAGGCGCACCAUUAACUCUGCCUGCUGGAGAGGUUCAUUUAUUCACCAGAAACAACACUGGAAAAAGAAUUUUGCUUCGGGGUAAUCAAUAUGGAGAGAAUUUCGGAGCUACUCUUGCCACAGGCGAUCUGAAUGGCGAUACCUUCGAUGAUUUGCUCGUUGGAUCUCCGCAGUAUUCGAGUGGUAGUGCUUACCAGAAUGAAGGAAAAGUGACGGUUUUUCUUGGAGGAGGAAGCAAUUUGAACCACACAGAGACGAUAAUGGGAAAAAACAGAAAUGGACGAUUUGGCCAAGCUAUUUCAUGCAUUGGAGACAUUGACCGGGAUGGAAAUGACGAUUUUGCGGUCUCUGAACCUUUUUACGAAAGUGGAGCUGUACACGUUUUUAUGGGAAGUAAAAACGGGUUGAUUUUAAGCCAGAUCAUUUACGCUUCAAAAAUCCAUCCUCAACUAGCAGGAUUCGGGUAUUCAAUUUCGAGAGGUCGAGACAUGGACAAGAAUGGGUUUGCAGACAUUGCAAUCGGCUCCUACAAAAGUGGGCACGUGGUCAUCCUGAGAACGAAGCCUGUCGUAAACUUGGAAGUAAAUUUGACCUUCACUAAUGAACGUGUCCCUGUAAAUGAGACCGAGCUCACCGUGACCUUCUGCAUUUUCGGUGACAGUGCCGUUAAGCUCCCGUCAAUAAACGUGUCUUACAAAUUCACUCAAAUGGAUCACCGACUGACUAGAAAAGGUCAAGGAAACGUCGUGCAACUUCCUGUUGAUGGAAAAAUUCACUGCUACAAUGAAAGUUUUAAUCUCAACAAUAUAAAAGUGGAGCAGUUGAUCAAACUGACAGGGAAUUUCUCGAUCUUGUGUGAUAAAACACCGAAUUCAACUUAUUUAAUUAAGAUGGGCAACGCAGACACUAUAAACCAGGAGGAUUUAUUUGAUCAAAACUGUGCGAUGUCAAAGCAACCGCAUGUUGUGAGAGACGCAACAGCCGGCUUUCAACUUGAAUGCAAUAAUGGCACCUGUCAGGCCGAUUUAAAAAUCAGCGUUAGCGUGUCCAGUAUGGGAAAGAAUAUUCCUGAAAUUGUGGUAGGCUCUUUAAAAUCGGCGACGUUGACUAUUGUGGUUGAAAACUCCGGCGAGCCAGCGUACAACGCGUUAGUGGAAAUACAUUCGCAAACCGACCUUUCAGACUCGCAAUGCUCUCACAAGGGGCUUACUUACACGUGUCGACCUGAGAAUCUUUUGAGAAUGAGAUGGCAGAGAGAUAUCGAAAUUAUUCUCGAAAAGAAUAGUCUUGACGUGUUCGUCCGCGUUUUAACUGAUUCCCAACUGAAAAAUAACACCUCGAGCCAGCUUAAUUUCAGCUUGCCAUUUGUUUACGUGGCUAACGUGUCUGUAUUUGGCCAGCAAAACGACUCUGUCCGCUAUUUCCAGCCAGAGGUGAAAGAAAAACAAUUAAUUUACAGCUCAUUCACCUACGAGAUUUCGAAGCAAGGUCCAAGCCCACUGGAAAAGGUGCAACUGAGUGUUUUCAUACCUUUCAAAACUGCCAGGAAUGGGAGAUUCGUCAGCGUGCUUAACAGAGCAGUCUCGAGCAUGGAGUGUCUCUUGAUAGAUAAAGAUGAACCAAUGAAUAUGCCAGAAAUUAGUGCUUAUAACGAAUCCAGGAGUACAGAGAGGGAUUUCAAACCAAAUGAAACUCUAAUCAUAACCUGCAACAACCGAGAAUGGAACUGUGGAAUUCUUCAGUGCACCACAUCACUGCCGUCUAAAAUUCCGCAAACAACAAGCUUUUCUGUCACCGUUGAUAUCGCAAUAGACACGUCCAAAAUUGCAAAAGAGCUCGGCAAGAAGGAAAUGGUUAUGAUCGAGACGACUGCAACCGUAAAAGUCUUGGAACCUAACGUUAACUUCAGGCGAUCAAGCAUUGAUAAUCCGAAUUUUUAUCGACUCUCGACGGUUCUGCAACGCAUCGUGGUCAAGAAGAUUUCACUUUGGAUUUACGUCGGUGCGGGAGCCGGGGGACUGUUGUUGGUGUUUCUUAUCAUUGGUGGAUUGUACAAAGCAGGCUUCUUCCGAAGAAAGGUUAAGGAGGAACUGAAGGUUUUGAAAAGACAGACCCAAAUGCUGCUGGACCAUAACAGAACUGAGCAAUUGGAAGCCCGCAUUGCUAGUUUACUAGCUGCUCAGGAAAAUGAGGAAGGAGAUGAGGACGACGAUGAAGCAAAAGCUUGAGGGUUUAUACGAAUGAAUAUAUUUAUUUAACAAGUGAUUGGAUCUUGUGAUGUACAUAAAACAGUAAUUAUAGCUUGUAUUUCAAUAUCAGAUCUCAAUUUAUGAAGAGUUUGCAAUGAAAAUAUAAUUGUUGUGUGCUCUGGGCUCUCGUUGCAAUUAGGAGUUAAAAGGAUGAUAACUUUGUAUUCAAACGAGUCAAUCGGUAUAUAAUUAAUUUCACAAUUUGGCAUAAAUUCAUUUAAAUGUCACAAUUUUUAUAGACUGAUAUAGCUGUUGUUUUAUAUUAGCCAAAUAGACUAUCUUAGACCGCAAUUUAAUUACUGCUUUGCUUUUGUUUAAUUUAUUUGACAAACAUCAAUAUGUAGCUCUUAACUUUGAGAAAAGGAAAAACCCUGUGGGGUGAAUAUAAUUAAUAGCAGAAAUCACCGUUUUAAUAAAUAUGUAGUUCAUUUUGAA